GGUUUAUUCACGAUCGUUUCUAUCAAAUAUAACACAAAAUAUAGGUAAAGUGACUGUCGCCCUUGAAUGUUCAGACUUUACGGAUAAGGAAAAAUAUUGUAUCGGAGCUAUUUUCAUAAAUGUAUGCCUAAAGCUAGUUGUUUAUACCUAACGGGAGAAAUGUCACGGCGUAACAAACGUAGAAACCAUGGACGCUUUUAUUUCGACAGAGAUGUAGCCAAACGUUGGCAUCCCAGAUGAUCUCGCUGCCUCGCCUUGCCCAUCAGACUCAGAUGGCCUACUUCUCCCACUCGGCUCUGGAAACGUGUGCGCUGUGUAAGGAGCCCUGUGGCGAGUCCCCCGCGGACUCCUCUACCUCAUCUUCCUCAUUACAGAUCCUAAGCUCAUCUGACUCGGCCACGCGGAGGCUACACGUCCUCCCUUGUCUUCAUGCUUUCUGUCGCCAGUGUCUGGAGAACCGGCGCAGCGCCGAAGAGCCGAUGAAACUUCGGUGUCCGACUUGCGAACAAACAGUAAACAUGACUGAAGGAGAUCUAGACUCUCUUCCCUCCACAAAUUUCUUCCUCGGCGGACUGCUGGAUGCAGUAGUCGCUGCGGAAAAAACCGAAAAAAGCAGCCAACGGAGCGAAAGGCUGACUGACGUCCAGCACCCACAGUGCAGCCCGUGUGAAGGGAACCCCGCGAGCUCGUACUGCCUCGACUGCCAGGAAUACCUGUGCUGCAACUGCGUGCGCGCCCACCAGCGUGUACGCCUUACCAAAGGCCACUUCAUAAAAUGGCUUGCGGAACAUUGGUAUCCAGCGGACAGAGGACUAGAUACACUUGGGUUGCCUCUUGCCAGCGGGUUCGAUUUAAACGCUCUAUUGUUAACCAGUCUGCAGCACCGGGGCGGUUUCUGCCAGCAACACGAGAAUGAGGUAUAUUGUUAUUUCUGUGAGACCUGCUCGGUGCCGGUGUGUCAGGCGUGCGCUGUUAGUCGCCAUGGUAACCACAGCAUGGCAUGCCUGCGAGAUGCUGUGCUGGAGUCCAGAGCGCUCGCCCUCCGUCUGCUCGCCGAAGCUCAACAGGUGUGGCAGGCCCUCCAGUUGAGCAUCGAGAAGGCCCGGGAACUCGCAGAGCAGGUGGAGAAGAAGGCCAUGAAGGUCCAUUUGGAGGUGCAGACCGUCAUCCUUUGCCAUAAAAGAGCCCUUGAGGAGAGAGAGUCUGAACUUCUCUGGAAGGUGGAGAGGAUCCGGCAGCAGAAGGCCGAGUCCCUGUGCCUGCAGGUUGAGCGUCUGCAGCACAACCUGUGUGAGCUGGACAGAACCGUCUCCACCGUAGCACGGCUGCUGGGUAAAGGCAGUGGCGGGGCAGUGCGGCUGCUAUGGGAGCGCAUGGUCCUGCAGCUCAGGGCCACACAGGAGCUGCAUGGCCAGCUGCAGCUGUGCGACGACGAGCACUUCUCAUUCACACCGCCUAAGGAGGCACUGCUUGCCACCUUGCGCUCUCUGGGCGGGCUGAGUGCCGGGGCGUACGGACCGCUCUGUGUCGCCCGUGGUGAGGGGCUCCGAGACGCCCGGUGCGGCGAACGCGCCCACUUCACCAUCACGGCGAAUGACCACGAGGCCGAACGGAGGCAGGCAGGCGGUGACCCCGUGUCGGCUACGGUGCUGGGCACGGAUGGUAGCGUCUCAGUGGCGGAGGUUCUGGACCAUGGCGACGGCACAUACGGGAUCAGCUACAUGCCACAGAGCGAGGGCAACAUCCUUGUGUCAGUGCUGGUGGGUGACAGGCAUGUAGAAGGUAGCCCAUUCUCUGUGCCUGUGACAGCCGGACGUGGGUAUGGGUCACUCGGGUUGCUUGUGUCUACAUUCGGCAGUGAGGGUGACGGCAAAGGGCAGCUGUGCCGCCCAUGGGGUGUUGCCGUGGAUGCGGAUGGCUACGUGAUUGUGGCCGACCGCAGCAACAACCGUGUGCAAGUGUUUGGACCGGAUGGAAGCUUCAAGCACGCCUUUGGCAGCCUGGGUUCACGUCCUGGCCAGUUUGACCGUCCCGCUGGGAUAGCGUGCGACCUCCACCGCCGCAUAGUAGUGGCGGACAAAGACAACCACCGCGUCCAGAUCUUUACCUUCCAGGGGCAGUUCCUGCUCACCUUUGGAGAGAAGGGCUCAAAAAAUGGGCAAUUUAACUACCCAUGGGAUGUGGCGGUCAACUCAGCCAGACAGAUCCUCGUGUCUGACACCCGCAACCACCGCGUCCAGCUUUUUGCCCCUGAUGGCUCGUUCCUCAACAAGUAUGGCUUUGAGGGCACACUCUGGAAACAUUUUGACUCCCCGCGUGGCGUCACCUUCACUCGGGAAGAUCACCUUGUCGUCACAGACUUCAACAACCACCGUGUGCUGGUGAUCCAGCCUGACUGCUGGUCUGCGCGCUUCCUGGGCUCAGAGGGGACUGGCAAUGGGCAGUUCAUGCGGCCGCAGGGUGUGGCUGUGGACUGGGAGAAUCGAAUCAUUGUAGCUGACUCGAGAAACCACCGUGUGCAGGUCUUCCUACCUGAUGGAACUUUCCUAUGCAAAUUUGGCACUCAGGGGGAUGGGCCAGGCCAGAUGGACCGCCCUUCUGGCGUUGCCAUAACACCAGAGGGGUUGAUUGUUGUGGUCGACUUCGGCAACAACCGCAUCUUGAAGUUUUGAUUGGUCGAUCUCUCUCUUUCUCUCUUUGCUGUCCUUUUUUUGCUUUUUUUCUACUUGGUUGACAUCUCUUUCCCUCUUUUAUUUUUGUCAUAUUUUCUAAUUUUUAUAUUUUGCUCAGCUGAGCAGGAUAAUUAUAUAAGGUUUUGCAUGGAGAUCUAGCUGUCCUUCAGCCAACUUGCAAAUCUGUUUCCAUUCUGUUUUUGUUUUUUGCUUUUCUUCUGGUUCAAUCCAAAGUGUAUUCCGUGAGCAAUCCUGUGACCCUAAACUAUAAGGUAAUCAGAAAGUCAAAUGUUUACUCAGCAGAAAUGCAAUUCUCUCAAGUGCUACUUGUAUGCAACUCAGUCACUGGAUCAUGCUAGUUAGUUCAAGUGCAGUUUGAUCUUGUGACUGGCAGCAAAGAUGCUGUCUCAUCUGUAAAUUUCUUUUCUUUCUCUCUCUUUCUCUCUCUCUCUCUCUCUCUCUCUCUCGCUCUCUCUCUCUCUCAGGGAUUUCCUAUGUACUCAGCACCACACCUACCUCAUUUAACACAAAAAAGAAUGUAGUACUGGGGAUGUAGUCUUAGCACAUGAUCAAAGCAAGCAAAGAAGAAAACAUCAACACCUUUUUAUACCUUGAUAUUUUAAUUUAUAUGUAAUGAUGCUAACUUUUAAGUCAUUUGUCAAUAGAUUAGUUACAUUUAUUUGCACACAAAUAAACAGAGUUCUCUGCCACGUCUCUGUGAGAUUAAGAACCUUUCAGGAUGUAUUGGCAUUUUGUUUCCUCAGGUAAUUCUUCAGGUCAGAGAGUAAAUUCUCAGAACCUUUCUCAGAUAAUUCUUAGACUGAGCAAAUUCUGAGAACAUAUCCUGUUUUAUCUCCUCAA
Molecule: messenger RNA, 3533 nt
Organism: Electrophorus electricus (electric eel)
Lineage: Eukaryota; Metazoa; Chordata; Actinopteri; Gymnotiformes; Gymnotidae
Product: E3 ubiquitin-protein ligase TRIM71-like
Biological process (GO): protein polyubiquitination; proteasome-mediated ubiquitin-dependent protein catabolic process
Molecular function (GO): zinc ion binding; ubiquitin protein ligase activity; protein binding
Source: RefSeq, a predicted model, not a curated record